AUUAACCCAUUACCGAUGCUUUUAAACUGAGAUAUACACGAAGCAGGGCGGCAAGGACAAACAACAACAAUCUUCCAAACCAACCUUCCUAUUUUUCCGAGCGUUUCUUGUAAUUUUUCUGGGGAGAAGCGUGUCUUAAAUAUUUUCUAUAUUUAUAAAACAAGAGUACCCCCCCAUAAAGCUCUAAAAUGUCGUCGUUUGCAAAAGAUUUUAGCAAAGCGAUGUCUCAGGCCGGUACUUCCCAAUUCCAGGAAGCGAUUAGACAAGAACUGGAAUAUUCCAUGAAAGUGGAACUGGACAAGAUACUUGGUACUGCACCACAGAAUGAAGUAGAGCACACCAAGAAAGAUCUAGAAGGGUUUAAAAAGCUCUUUCACAGAUUCUUACAAGAAAAGGGACCUUCUGUGGACUGGGAAAAAAUCCAGAGGCCUCCAGAAGAUUCUAUACAACCCUACGAGAAGAUAAAAGCAAGGGGGUUGCCUGAUAGUGUUGCUUCAGUCUUAAACAAGCUGGUUGUAGUGAAACUGAAUGGUGGUUUGGGCACCAGUAUGGGGUGUAAAGGCCCCAAAAGUCUCAUUGGUGUGCGAAAUGAAAAUACCUUCUUGGAUCUCACAGUUCAGCAGAUUGAGCAUCUAAAUAAAACCUACAAUACAGAUGUUCCUCUGGUUCUAAUGAACUCAUUCAACACUGAUGAAGACACAAAAAAAAUCUUGCAAAAGUACAGCCACAGUCGCGUGAAAAUCUACACUUUCAAUCAAAGCAGGUACCCACGGAUUAGUAAAGAGUCUUUACUACCAGUAGCAAAAGAUGUGUCCUAUUCAGGAGAGAAUACAGAGGCAUGGUAUCCGCCAGGCCAUGGGGACAUCUAUGCAAGUUUCUAUAAUUCUGGAUUGCUAGAUAAGUUUAUUGCUGAGGGGAAGGAGUAUAUUUUUGUGUCCAACAUAGAUAACCUUGGUGCCACUGUUGACCUCUACAUCCUUAACCACCUCAUGAAUUCACCAAAUGGAAAACGGUGUGAAUUUGUUAUGGAGGUCACCAAUAAAACGAGGGCAGAUGUUAAGGGUGGUACGCUCACACAAUAUGAGAACAAACUGAGGCUAGUGGAAAUAGCUCAGGUACCAAAACCACAUGUUGAUGAAUUCAAGUCUGUUUCAAAAUUCAAAAUAUUCAACACAAACAACCUAUGGAUUUCACUCUCUGCAAUUAAACGGCUACAGGAGCAGAAUGCUAUUGAUAUGGAAAUUAUUGUGAAUCCAAAGACAUUAGAUGGUGGUUUAAAUGUUAUUCAGCUGGAGACUGCUGUUGGUGCUGCCAUUAAAAGUUUUGAAAAUUCUCUGGGAAUAAAUGUACCCCGUAGCAGGUUUCUGCCUGUCAAGACCACUUCUGAUCUUCUACUUGUGAUGUCCAAUCUAUAUAGCCUUAAUGCUGGAUCUUUAACAAUGAGUGAGAAAAGGGAAUUCCCUACUGUGCCACUGGUCAAACUGGGAAGCUCUUUCACCAAGGUUCAAGAUUACCUGAAGAGGUUUGAAAGUAUACCAGAUAUGCUAGAAUUGGAUCAUCUGACUGUUUCAGGCGAUGUCACAUUUGGCAAAAAUGUUGCAUUAAAGGGAACUGUCAUCAUUAUUGCAAACCAUGGUGACAGGAUAGAUAUCCCACCAGGAGCUGUAUUGGAGAACAAAAUAGUCUCUGGGAAUCUUCGGAUCCUUGAUCACUGAUCCAAUAAGUGAACUAAUAGAGAUGUUGGUAAUAUUUCCUAGUUUCACAAGUGGAAGAACCCAUAGGCAUUAGAUUUGUACACAGAAGGUCUCUAUACUUAGCUAUCCACUCACUGUACCAACAGUAUUAUUUCUAAGUAAUUUUUCUGUACUUUCUUAACUGAAAGAAUAUUUAAGAUGCAGAUCUUUAAAUGAAUCUAUAAUUCAGCUAAUAUAAUCUAAAGUGCAAUAUUGUUUGUCUUAAGAAAAGGCAGGCAUCUCUUGUAUAAGAUGUUUUAACAUGCUGAUGUUCAAUGAGUUUUGAAUGGCUUGUACCUGAAAAGCUGUGAAAUAAGCUGUUAACUAUUAAGUGCAACCACCUUAUAAAGCAUAAAUGGCACCCAUGAUAAAACACUUAGAUGAUUUAUUAAUAUGGCACAUAAGCUGUUUAAAAUGUCUAGUACUUAACUGUUAACAUUGUUUUCCUUCCUACAGUUAAUACCUUCAAGCUAUAGUACCAUCACAGCAACGAUAGCAUUGCUCAGUUACCUCACUUUUAUCCUCCUCUAAAGCAGGAGUUAUUGCUCUCUUGUGUUUACCCAAAGAAGAGACACCUUAGAAUGUUACUCCUUUACUAUCACCCUCAUCUUCUAGCUUCUCUUACUUUUUAGCUAUUACUUCUUAAGAAAUCCUAAAUAUACUUCUAAAUAUGGGAAAAUAUCACCACUUCAGUGUACUUUAUGUUCUUAGAAUUAAAUCAUGUUUUGCUUGUUACAAACGUGGAAACAAAUUCCACACCUGUAAGGUACUGAAAUAAAUAACAUCAAGCCCCC
Molecule: messenger RNA, 2527 nt
Organism: Lacerta agilis (Sand lizard)
Lineage: Eukaryota; Metazoa; Chordata; Lepidosauria; Squamata; Lacertidae
Gene: UGP2
Product: UDP-glucose pyrophosphorylase 2
Exons: 10
Coding region: 189-1715 (508 amino acids)
Biological process (GO): glycogen metabolic process; UDP-alpha-D-glucose metabolic process
Cellular component (GO): cytoplasm
Molecular function (GO): UTP:glucose-1-phosphate uridylyltransferase activity
Source: RefSeq, a predicted model, not a curated record